AUUUUAUUCAAUAUUUGCUUGGACUGCUUUUUCCAGAGUGGAAAAUUUAAAUUAAUAAAAAGGAGAAUUUACGGAGGAACUAUUUAGUAAUAAUGUUCCUGAAGUAUUAAGAAUUUUUAUAAAGAAAAUUUUAUUAAUGCAGGGAAAUUUUAUCCUCAAGCUUUUUCUAAGAGAUGUUAUUAAACAAAUCUUCAAAUUAUGGGCAUAAUUCCAGAAUCAAAUGAGUAUUUUAGAAAAAGCCUGCUUAAAUGGAUACCAAAAGCCAUUUGAUAAUAAUCAUAAUAUGAACAACAAAAUAUUUUAAAUUAACCUUUCAAAUUUGAAUCAAACACCCCACAACCACAUUUAAUUUGAAAGGAAAGCAAAAUAAAUAAAAAGAAAAGAGAGAAGAUGCCAUAUGGAAAGAAAAAGGAAAAAAUAAAAUAAUAUGUGGUGUCGUUUUUUCUUUUGUAUAUUCUUAUUUUUCAUGGUCAUCUUCUCCUUCUUUCUCUAAAUCAACAUCUUCAGCUCUUUCAUUUUUCUCCUUGUCUUCUUAUUCUCAAAACUACAGUUCCUCGUAGAUAUAAUUUUAGAGAAUUAGAGCUUUUAGAAUUAUUAUUACAACGUUUUUAAUAACAUAAAGCUCCUUAAAUUGAAAGGAGUAGCGAGAUUUAAAAACAAGAAAUAGACAUGA
Molecule: messenger RNA, 673 nt
Organism: Paramecium sonneborni
Lineage: Eukaryota; Ciliophora; Oligohymenophorea; Peniculida; Parameciidae
Source: the annotation of a GenBank genome assembly